Messenger RNA from Cornus florida, 1086 nucleotides. RefSeq names its product topless-related protein 4-like. Bases 79 to 381 code for a protein of 100 amino acids. The record is from RefSeq and is a predicted model, not a curated record. Lineage: Eukaryota; Viridiplantae; Streptophyta; Magnoliopsida; Cornales; Cornaceae. The transcript has 3 exons.
CAAGGGUAUCGUGAAUUUUGAUACAAUUAAGAACAAGUACUUGGUGGCAGGUGAUGUACUUUGAUAAAAUUUUGGGACAUGAACAAUAGUGAUCUCUUGACGACUUCUGAUGUGGGUGGAAACCUACCUGCAACGCCAGUAAUCUGUUGCAACAGGGACGGCACAUUAUUGGCGGUUUCUGCCAAUGAUAACAACAUCAUAAUAUUAGCUAGUUUCGUUAAUGAUACUGGUGCCAUUACAGCAUCUGGGACCCUUACUAAGGGUGUGGACAAAAAUGACCCCGACAGAGACAUUGGCUAUUCAACUUGCCAAUUUUUACCUUCUGAUCCAAGAAAUUACGUUCACUACGAUAUUGAAUGGGUCAACAACUCUUUAGUGUAGGAAUGGAUGGUUCCCAUGCUCAUCUCUGGGGUAGCAGCCUCACCUUAUCUGGUCGCAAUAUACAUGGUUGGUAAGGAGUACCUAAAGAGUUCAGCGACACAAGAUGAAAAUAAUCUUGUCUAUAAUAAAUUUAAAAAACCAAGAGUGGUAUCUUCUUCAAAUUCUGUGACUUGGUUACAGCGAGGAUCUCAUAGUGAUAUGCAACGAGGUUUAGAUGCCAUCAGGUCAAGGCAACGAAAGCCGGAACAGUAUUUUGCUAUAUGCAUGAUCUUUUUCAUCAGCUUCGCCAUAUUAACAAUUUCCGGUUGCCAGUGGAUACUUUGCAAGGCACACAAAAUCAAGGCGAUACACACUGGUUAUAAUUACGUCAGGUUUUGUUAGCAACGCAAGUGUACAAGAUUAUGCGCCAAAUAUCUCUAAUGCAUGGAUCGAGUCCUCUUUUCCUUGGAGAAUGGUAUUCUAAAAAUGAUGAACAUCAUCUAAACAUUUACGGUCUUUUCCUUGUUAUUUAGCAACAAGUGAUGACUGUUAGUUGAUGAUUGAAGCAUUUAACUUAAAAUACCGUAAUCUCAUGAUAUGUUUUACUUAAAUUGUUGAACUCUUGUUUACCCUUGGAGAAUUGUAUUCUACAAAUGAUGAACAUCAUCAAAGCAUUUACAGUAUUUUCCUCCUUAUUUAGCAACUAUCAUCAAAACAUUUACAGUA